AUGACUGUCAAGGUCUUUUUAACCGGCGCAACAGGCUACAUUGGUGGCACUGUACUCGACUAUGUUUACAGAGCUCACCCCGACUACGAGUACACCGUUUUUGUGCGAAGCGAAGAACGAGCCAAGCCAAUCAAGGCCAAAUACCCCAAGCUCGACUUUGUCUAUGGCGCGCUGGAGGACUCUGAGACUUUGAUGGAUGCGGUUGCCAAAACCGAUGUUGUGAUUCACACGGCCGACUCUUCGGACAAUGUUCCCGGGGCCACGGCCAUUGCCAUGGGUCUGGAAAAAGGCCACACUCCGGAAAAGCCUGGCUACUGGAUUCACCUCUGCGGCACCUCGAUUCUGACCUGGUAUGACCAGAAGCACGACCGCGAGGGCGAGCCGCCGCUGCCAGAACAGACUUACCACGACAUCGACGAUAUCAAGCGUCUGGUGACUCUGCCCGACUAUGCCCAUCAUCGGAAUGUCGACAUUCUGGUUCAGGAAACCAUCUCGGACGCUGUCAAGGUUGCCAUCCUCUGCCCACCCACAAUCUACGGCGAGGGAUCGGGACCAGUCAACAGGCGAAGCAUCCAGGUACCCGAGCUUGCCAAGGCUACCCUCAAGGCAGGCUAUGCGCCCGUCAUUGGCAAGGGCGAGACGGAGUGGGACAAUGUGCAUAUUGACGACCUGGCCGACUUGUUUGUCAAGGUGCUGGAUGCCACCCAAAACCCGAGCAAGAGCAAGAACCCGGAAAUCUUUGGCCUGCACGGCUACUUUCUCGCGUCCAACGGGGUACACCGCUGGUCAGAGGUGUCGCAGUGGAUUGCGGACGAGGCCGACAAGCAGGGAUACAAGCCUGGGACGAAGACUAAGACUGUUACACUGAACGAGGCCGAGCGCGUCGCGGGACCGGCUGCGGCGAGCUUUGCCAGGAAUUCCAAGGGAAUCCCGCAGCGUGCUGAAAAGUACCUAGGAUGGAAGCCAAAGGCGCUGGGUCUAAAGACAAGCAAGGCAUAG
Akanthomyces muscarius is the source of this 999-nucleotide messenger RNA. RefSeq lists its product as uncharacterized. NCBI's taxonomy places the organism in Eukaryota, Fungi, Ascomycota, Sordariomycetes, Hypocreales, Cordycipitaceae. The transcript has 5 exons. The record is from RefSeq and is a predicted model, not a curated record. Bases 1 to 999 code for a protein of 332 amino acids.